AUGGAAGGCACGCAUACUAUCCUUCAAUUGCACAAACCCAUUAUGGAGCUUUGUUACAUCAGCUUCUAUCUUCCAGAGGGCAAAGUCAGAGGAUUUACUUACAAGGGCUGUUUAACACUGGAUAGAACCAGUAAACAUUUCUGUAGCUGCUAUCAGGUAAGGGAGAAGUUACAGAUGGAGCUGAGAGAACAGCCAUAUGAAAACUUUGGAGAUAUUAUUUUCAAGCAAACUACCACAAAAGACAUUCUUAUUGAACUGUACAAACUAACUGCUGAAAAGGAAAAACUGUUAUCCAGUCUUUUGAGAUCACAUCAUAUUCUGGACCUUAACAAAGGACAUCAAGAGAGAAUGAGACAGGAUGUUUCUGGAGUCCCAAAACUUAAAAGUGAUGAUUACUUCAGUUUUACACAUCAGCAGAAGUUCUUUCUGAAUUCCGCAAAUAGAGACAAUUUGAAUCACAAAAAAUUAAAGAAAUAUAGAAGGAAAGAGAGCUUUGAGGAGUUCAGGCACUGGAAAGGGGGGAAAAAGAUACAUGAACAACAUUUUCCUUUACUGAGCGCACAAAACAUGCAACUAGAAAAUAAGAGAAUGCUCCCAACAAGAUUUCCUACCAAGAGUUUUCCCAGUUCCUUUUCUGCCUCCAGUUGGCUAGCAGUAAAAGGUAAGGAUGAUUUACCAGUAGAAAACAGUCUACAACCAGAAAGGUGGAUAAAAGAGGGGUGUUUUCUUGAAAGCAACAAAGCUGUGAAACUGGAUGCUGACUUACCAAGUUCUAGCUCAAAAGACAACGACACAGUCACAGUUAAACUAGUGGAUAAUGCAGAAUGCAUCCCUGAAAUUAUGAAAGUGCAACAGAGUAUGUCUUUGGUAAAGUCAUCCCAGGACAGUCUACCUAACAAACUCGAGACAUUAAGUAAAUCUGCAGCUGCUAAAAGCUUGAAAAGUAGCAAGUAUACUGAGCCAGUAUGCAGGGAGAAACCAGGAAACACAGUUGUUGCUAAAGUACAGGAUUCAGAAGCUUCUAUUAAAAAAGUUGAUGAACCCCCUUCAGAGUCUUUACCUGAUUUUCACAGAGAUAAAGAAACCGUUCCUCCUGUUCUCACAACAGUAAGUAAUGAGUUUAUAUCAAGAACUGACGUGUACUCUGUAGAUGAAGUUGCUGGAGACUCUAAAAAUGCUGUGCUGAAGGAAAAGGAGCAAGGCGGCUCUGGUUUGCAGUACAAAGCAGAGAGAGUGCACAUUACUGAUGAGUCAUGCAACCUUGUGGGAGCAGUCAAUAAAGCUCUUCUGAAAGUUAUUCGGAGCGACAGUUUAGAUGAAGCUGCAGAGUGGAAGAGACUGCAACAAAUUACAAGAGUAGACAGAAAACUGCCAGGUUCAAUAUAUGAGAAAAGAACCACGGUAUCCCGGGGAAGCAACAAGCAUUUAGUUUUGAACCUGCCUGUAAAUGAAAGUCCUGAUCUUUCUCAGACAAGUAAUAAUCUUAAACUGGAAGAGAAAAAGCUGCAUUCACCCUCGUUAGUAUCAGUGAGUAAUGUUUUUAGUAAUUCAUAUCUGCUAUCUAAUACACACAAACAAAUGUCACCUAUUCCUUCUCCGUUAUCUUCGAGACUGCCUAGCCCACAGCUGCAUCAUCGGAUUCUGCCAUUACCAGCACAGAGCACCGAGGACGAAUCUAUGUUCCCUGAUUAUGGCCAUGGGAGACAUGGGGCUAUAAACCUCUCUCUUGGUGAUUUGGAGCCACAGUUUUACCUGAAGUUUUCUGAACCUGGAGAAUCGGGAUUUGCCACCAGACGAGGCCUACAUCAGCAUGCAACUGCAGGGCAUUUUGAAAAGCGUGCCAUACAAGAAAAAUUAACUACUCAGACACAGCAGAAUUUCUGUCCAGCUUCAAGGGCACUCACCCGAGUUCACUCUAGCCGGCCAGGAGCUGGGGACUCUGUACAGACUCUGGGCGGUGGCAUUGGAAGCUGCGGAUUUGUUACUUCAGGUUUCCAUUUUUCAUUUUUGGGUGAUUAUGGAUUUACAAAAGAAGAUCUUUAUCGAAGUGGAAGACUGUGCAAAAGAAUUCAUCAGGAUUUUUCUGCUGACAACCACUCGCAGCUUGUGUACUGGAAUAAGGAAGUAGCAAACUCCAAAUGUGCCCAGUUCUGA
Messenger RNA from Nestor notabilis (Kea), 2154 nucleotides. Its product is annotated as formin-1-like. The record is from RefSeq and is a predicted model, not a curated record. Lineage: Eukaryota; Metazoa; Chordata; Aves; Psittaciformes; Psittacidae. Bases 1 to 2154 code for a protein of 717 amino acids. The transcript has 2 exons.